Messenger RNA from Prunus armeniaca (apricot), 333 nucleotides. The record is from the annotation of a GenBank genome assembly. Lineage: Eukaryota; Viridiplantae; Streptophyta; Magnoliopsida; Rosales; Rosaceae.
AUGGCCAAGCAUCACCCUGAUCUGAUUAUGUGCCGGAAGCAACCCGGGAUCGCCAUUGGGCGGCUGUGCGAGAAGUGUGAUGGCAAGUGCGUCAUCUGUGAUUCCUACGUUCGUCCUUGCACACUUGUGAGGGUUUGUGAUGAAUGCAACUACGGAUCUUUUCAAGGCCGGUGCGUUAUCUGUGGAGGAGUUGGAAUUUCAGAUGCCUACUAUUGCAAAGAGUGUACACAACAAGAGAAGGAUAGGGAUGGAUGUCCAAAGAUAGUAAAUUUAGGCAGUGCCAAAACUGACCUCUUUUAUGAAAGAAAGAAGUAUGGAUUUAAGAAAAGAUGA